AGUAGAACGUAGCAUAGAGAAUGAAAGUCUACUGCUGAGAUACAAAAACAUCUCUAACACGAAGAGAAAUAAGUGGAAGGUGACCGUCUCGUGUUCUUGGCCACUYACACGACUAUGUAUCCGUGGUGUUGGUUCGUUUUUGUGAUUCUUCUACAAACAGCAGUAGAGAAUAAAGGCUCGCCGCCCACAUGGCCUUAUGGUAAAUAUACCCUUCUCAAGCCCAGGACAGGAUGUCCUGCAGGAUGGGAUGACAUGGGAUAUCUUUACCAAGACACAAUGAAUAAAAACCCAAGUAAUAACAGAUCACAAACUUUACACAUUGAUGGAGAAGUAGCUCGUAGCCACGUGAAAAGAUAUUUUUGCAGCAAGACAGAAAGAAUGGGCAAAAAUAUCACCCAAGUUUGGCCAUUAGGACAAUUUUGUGUAUACAGUCGCGUAAGCGAGACGUUGUAUGGCAUGACAAGUGGGUCGAUUGCUAUGUAUGACAGGGGAAAUAACUACGACAAAGAUCAAUCUAAAUUUACAAAAUUCUUUGAGUUUCUUAAAAAGAAGAUAUUCGGAUCAUACGAAGUCACGAGGUUGUAUUUUUCCUGUCAAACAAGUGGUGACAAAAAGAUUCCAAUCUCGUUACCGAUAACCAAACCCUUUUAUCUGCUGCCUUAUGGGUCACGUGACUGUCAACAAGUCAAAUGGAUGG
Molecule: messenger RNA, 697 nt
Organism: Actinia tenebrosa (Australian red waratah sea anemone)
Lineage: Eukaryota; Metazoa; Cnidaria; Anthozoa; Actiniaria; Actiniidae
Source: RefSeq, a predicted model, not a curated record